UAUAUUUUUGGGGAGUUCAGCCCUGAUGAGUUUAAUCAGUUCUUUGUGACUCCACGAUGCUCUGUUGAGCUCCCCCCAUACAAUGAAACAGUUUCAUGUGGUAUUAAGUCCACAGGGGAAGAGUAUCAGAGAAUCGAAUUUGGUGUUAAUGAAGUUAUUGAGACACAGUCAUCUGUACUAAAUAACACUGACUACAGUAUUUCAAGUACUCUGAAUCCUCAGGCUCCAGAAUUCAUUCUCAGUUGUGCACCUGCUCAGAAAGCCCCUGAUGAUAGUCUCAGUGAAACAAAUUACAACUCCAUUGACUGCCAGUUCACUGAUCCAACACUCGCUUUGGACAGCAGCUCUAAUGCUGAAAACGAUGGCUUGUCUGGAGGCCUUGGACAAAGGGAGCGUAAAAAGAAGAAGAAAAGACCGCCUGGAUACUACAGUUACUUGGAAGACGUCAGUGACGGCAUUGCUCCCACAGAAGCUCUUGUAAAUGGCCAUGCAAAUUCGUCGGGACUAAACAGUAUAAGCACGGAGGAUACGGAACUGACGGCAGACAUACCCUCCCUGGCCACACCAAGGACUUGCAACAGCCCGGACAAUUCUGUGGACUUCGUUAAUGAAGCUGUCUCUGAUGAUUCUGUUUCUAGCGCACUAGACAAUACCAGGACUGCAGGGCAGCCUGAGGUAUGCCGUGUUACUAAUUCUGAACAGUUUUGCAUCCCCUCAGAGACUGGCAGAGAUAGCCCUUUAAGGACAGCUGUUGUACAGUCUUAUGCUGGUACUGAUACUACUGAAAAUCUUGGCGUUACUAAUGGACAAACACUUGAAUCCUCUGGUGAGGACACAGCUGCCAAUGGGGUAGAAUUGCACACUGUGGAAAGCACUGACUCAGACCAAGCUAAGCCUGAGGAAGCUUCACCUACUACUGAGGCAACAGUCCCAGUUGCAGGAUCAGUCCCUGUUAAUCAGCCUGCAAAAUCGUGGGCUAGUCUUUUUCACAAUUCCAAGCCCUCUGCUUCCACAUCUGUGGUCUAUGUUGAGACUAAGUAUACCCCUCCUGCCACAUCUACUCUGGUCCCUGAAAAACAGGUUGAAGUCAAAGAGGGACCUGUUCCAGUUUCAGAGGAUCCUGUAGCCAUAAAGAUUGCAGAAAUACUGGAAAAUGUAAGAUUAAUACAUAAACCAGUGUCUUUGCAACCACGAGGGCUGAUCAACAAAGGAAACUGGUGCUACAUCAAUGCUACCCUGCAAGCCUUGGUUGCUUGCCCUCCAAUGUAUCAUUUAAUGAAGUCCAUUCCAAUGUAUUCAAAAUCACAGCGGCCGUGUACCUCAACACCAAUGAUAGACAGUUUUGUUCGUUUAAUGAAUGAGUUCACUAAUAUGCCUGUACCUCCUAAAGCAAAACAAGCUUUAGGCGAUAAAAUUGUGAGAGACAUCCGACCAGGAGCUGCCUUUGAGCCUACAUACAUUUAUAGGCUUUUGACAGUUAUAAAGUCAAGUCUGUCAGAAAAGGGCAGGCAAGAGGAUGCAGAAGAAUACUUGGGAUUUAUCCUCAAUGGACUACAUGAAGAAAUGCUGACUCUAAAGAAACUUCUCUCUCCACAUAAUGAAAAACUCUCAGUGUCCAAUGGCCCUGAGGCUCAGACUGUUCAUGAAGAAGAGGAGCAAGAUGAACAAGGGGAAGGCAGUGAGGAUGAAUGGGAGCAAGUGGGACCUCGCAACAAAUCAUCAGUCACUCGACAGGCUGACUUUGUUCAGACUCCAAUUACUGAUAUCUUUGGUGGUCAUAUAAGAUCUGUUGUUUACCAGCAGAGUUCUAAGGAGUCUGCUACACUGCAACCUUUCUUCACCCUGCAACUGGAUAUCCAGUCAGACAAGAUACGCACAGUUCAGGAUGCAUUGGAAAGUUUGGUGGCAAGAGAGUCUGUCCAGGGUUAUACCACAAAAACCAAGCAAGAGGUGGAGAUCAGUCGAAGAGUGACACUAGAAGAACUCCCCCCUGUUCUUGUUUUACACCUCAAGCGGUUUGUAUAUGAGAAAACUGGUGGAUGCCAGAAGCUUAUCAAGAAUAUUGAGUAUCCUGUUGAUCUGGAAAUUAGUAAAGAGCUACUAUCUCCUGGUGUGAAAAGUAAAAUUUUUAAAGGCCAAAGAACCUACCGGCUCUUUGCAGUUGUCUAUCAUCAUGGAAACAGCGCAACUGGUGGCCAUUACACUACGGACGUCUUCCAAAUUGGUCUAAAUGGCUGGUUACGCAUCGAUGACCAGGCAGUCAAAGUGAUAAAUCAGUACCAGGUGGUGAAGCCGUCUGCAGAACGCACAGCCUACCUCCUGUACUACCGCCGAGUUGACCUGCUGUGAAACUUUUCCCUUUUACGCUGUGUGUGCAAGAUACCUGCUUUGUAGAACGCCAACUAUCACUAACUUUUUUUUUUCUCCUGUAAAUGCUCUUUUGAGUGAAUCUUUUUUCUUUUUUUUUUUUUUUCUUUUUUUUUCCUCCCUUGCAACUAUGGGAUAGCGUGAUAAAGGAAACUACCUUGGGUUUGUGCACAACAUAGUUUGUGUUGACUUUUGGCUUUGCAGAAUGAAGUCACUUGGUUGAAAGACUCAGUCGUAUAAAUCACAAAAAU
Molecule: messenger RNA, 2618 nt
Organism: Pelecanus crispus (Dalmatian pelican)
Lineage: Eukaryota; Metazoa; Chordata; Aves; Pelecaniformes; Pelecanidae
Source: RefSeq, a predicted model, not a curated record